GCCGGUUCAGCGACCAAUCUGUGGACCGCUGCGGAGUACAUCGGGCGACGAGACAACGAGUAUGAUUGUGUAUGACCACUAUCGACCAGAAACUUUAGCAGCGUCAUUAUGGUCAUUAUCGUAAUCAUCGGGUAGUACGAGGCGUACGAGGAAUGCGAAGAAUUCUGCUACAGAGACCUGAAGAGAUAUUUCCUGGUGUGAGAGAAAGCAUGAACUACACAAAUUCAGAGACUGUUUUAGCGGGUCCAUAUGGAGAGACGUACCCAGCAAGUCAUGAUUCAAACCAGGCCAUGCAUAUGAAAGCUGAGGAAGUGUCAGAUGCACAAGAGGAAGUAGAUUCUCUGCGAAUAACCGCUCAAGAAAUAAAGGCUGAACCUGAGAUCUGUGCAAAUUCAGAGAACAUUUUAGUGGGUCUGCAUGGAGAGACGUACCCAGCAAGUCAUGAUGCAAACCAGGCCAUGAAUAUAAAAGCUGAGGAAGUCUCAGAUGCACAAGAGGAAGUAGAUCCUCUGCGAAUAACAAUUCAGGAGAUAAAGGCUGAAACUGAGAACUGUACAAAUUCAGAGAACGUUUUAAUGGAUCCAUAUGGUGAGAGAUAUCCAACAUCUCAUGAUGCAAAUCAGGCCAUGAAUGUAAAAGCUAAGGCAGUCUCAGAUGCAGAAGAGGAAGAAGAUCCUGUCCCAAUAACAUUUCCAGAAAUAAAGGCUGAACCUGAGGUGAGCUGUAUGUGCACUCUUAGGCAGAUAUCACAAAUCUGCAGAAAUGCCAAUUGUUGUUUUGACCUCAGUCUCCGUCUUUGGAUGUGAAACAACUCCACUACACCGUUGGUUAGAUGUUGAAGGUUUUUUUUCUUCGGAAAUGUCUAGGCAGCUGAAGUAUGUUGAAUGUUGCUUGUGAUGUACCACUCCCAUUUUCUUUGAAAUAAAUCUGAUAUAGAUGAAAUUAAAUACUGUGUAAACUGAAGAAUGUUUGAGAUAAAUUCCAUAUAGCAAAAAUCUUGCACAUUUUCCUUGUCUAUCCAAUCCACAAAGCAGUGCAUUGAUACUACAUAGGGUUCCCAGGAUCUGUAAUUGCUAAAAUUUAUCAUUUGUUUUCUGUCUUCAGUGCAGCCUGUAUCCAUGCAAUAAUGUAUAGUGAUCAUUUUGAGGAUUUGUAACAGGAUAAUUA
Messenger RNA from Cryptotermes secundus, 1167 nucleotides. RefSeq lists its product as uncharacterized. Lineage: Eukaryota; Metazoa; Arthropoda; Insecta; Blattodea; Kalotermitidae. The record is from RefSeq and is a predicted model, not a curated record. The transcript is spliced from 5 exons. The coding region runs from base 153 to 806 and encodes 217 amino acids.